Messenger RNA from Cuscuta epithymum, 2814 nucleotides. The record is from the annotation of a GenBank genome assembly. NCBI's taxonomy places the organism in Eukaryota, Viridiplantae, Streptophyta, Magnoliopsida, Solanales, Convolvulaceae.
GGAAGUGUGAUUUGAGAGAAUGGGAAUCAAACAAAAUGAGGUGGAUCCCAUCCACACUCAUUUGCUCAUUUAGACAAAAGAACACCCCCUCACCCCUCUCCCUCAUUUUCCUGCGGCCAACCUUCACCCACCAAGAGCAAAGAAACUCUCCACCUUCCCUCUCCAUUGUUGAAGAAAGCUCCAACAAGAAGGAAGCUCUAGGAAAAAGUUUAAGCUCCAAAAGUGUACAAAAACUUGAGGAAAGGCUAGGAGCUUGAUUUAGAGUAUCUUUGAGCUUCGCCGGAGUUUCGCCGGAGUUGGUCAAAGUUGGCCGGAGUUGGUCAAAGUUCGCCAAAGUUCAACCGGGAAGUGUAGAACGCGCUUAAGCUCACUUAAGUUUCAGGUAGAGAGUAGAGCUCGUUGAAACCGCCCGUUGCUUCGGAGAAGUCAAAAGAAGAAGAAGAAGUGGUUCGUGCUUCUUCUGUUUCUGUUUGAAAAUAAAUUAAAUAAUGCUCAUGGAUAUUAUUUCAAAUAUAUAUAUUUGGGGGCUUGUAUGCCCGUGGUUGCCACGUGUGGCUUGAGUGUUUGUAAUGAUGUUUCCGCUGCUUUAUUAAACAUUUUACGUUAUGAUUGUUUAUGGAUGUACUAUGUGUGAAUGGUAUUCAAGACGCCUAGUAUAGUAUGGACGAGUUGGACUGCGGUUGACUAUUCGUACUGUACGGCGGGUUGUUGACGUGUCCGGUAGGUCCGGGGCGUGACAAUUUAAUUGGUAUCAGAGCCUUAGUCCGUAAACUUCAUAAUGAAGCUUCAAAAUUCCUUUUGAAAAAGAAUUUGAAAACCAUGAGCAUAAAGUUUUGUACUUAUAGAACUUUUGGUACUUGAGUUGCAAAGUCUCUAAUUGUUAAGAUGGUACCCUUAACAAUUGGCAUGGCGGUGAUUUGAGCCAAGAGAUGUCCUUAAGUACCUAUCCGUCACUUGACAUUUGAUACGAGUCUAACGGCCCAUUCUAAACUUCUUUCAGAAAUGGAGCCAAUUGGAAGGAUCACUAGGAGGAACCCGACGGGCCGUGUACCGGGUGGGUCCGAACGCGGCAGCCGGGGGUCCACUAGGGUGUCCAGGGGAAGGGGCCGUGGAGGCCAACAACAAACCGUGAGCGAUGGCCACGUGGACACCGAGAGUGAGACUUAUUGGUCCUAUGAGGACUCAACCUAUAGGCCGGAAACCGAGCCGGUGGAAACCCCAUAUGAUGGGGAAGAUGACGAUGUGAGUGAAGAGAGUGAAGACGAUGGCACUCUUGGGAGGAUCGAGGCGCUGCUCCAACAAUACCACCGGGAGCGCGAAGAGAGGAGACAACGCCGAAGGCGCCGAACGGGGCAACCUUCGGGCAUGGCUUCGAGAGGAGGAAGCCAAGGUGCUUCUAGAGUCCAUGUUGAACCACAUGGAGGCCAAGAUGUGGGAGGUCCAACCAUAAGGAUCUCCAAAUUUAUCAAAGAAGCACGAGAUUUGGGAUGUAAACCGUUUGAUGGAACGGGAGACAUCUCCGUUGCAGCCGAAUGGAUCAAAAGAUUCAACGAGGCGGCCCUUGACAUGCAGCUGCCACCCAUCAUGAAAUUGAGGGUGGCAACAAGAUUGCUCGAAGGCAUGGCGUCCACGUGGUGGGACGGGGUCAAAGGAAAAUACGGCGAAGCCGUCACAUGGGAGAACUUUCGGCAGGAGUUCUUCAACCAAUACUACUCCGACUUCGAGGUAAACAUGAAGAGGAGGGAGUAUACGAACUUGACACAGGGAGGCGCAUGUACGGUGAAGGAACUUGAGCACAAGUUCAGAAAGCUUGCCGAAUUCAUACCGGAGUACAUAUGUGAUGAGAACCGGAUGGUGAACCACUUCUGGGAUGCCUUAGACCUUGACAUACGCGAGAGGGCAACACAAUUGCCUAAUAUGACGUUUAGUCAAGUGGUUGAACAGGGCCUGAAGGGAGAGAAGGAGUGGGAGGAAAGGAAACGGAGGAACGCCGAGGAGGCGAAGAAGAGGAAGUGGGAAAGCCAUGGCCCACAAGGUUCUAACAAAAAGGGGAACCACGGGGGAGGAGGAUCGUUCAGGACACCGGCGCCGCCAUCCAAGGGAAGCUCGGCUUUCGGCGGGCACAACUCGGGCUCACAAGCCUCGACAGCGCCCAGGUGCCGAAAUUGCAACAGGAGCCACGCCGGUAAGUGUCGUGACCCUCCUCGGUGCUACCAAUGUGGAGACACGGGGCAUCUUAAACCAAAUUGCCCUCAACUUGGUGGAAACCGAGGGGCGGGAUCAAGCGGCGCUACUACGGCAAGUAGGAGUCGGACCGGAGCACCCCACGCUAGUACGGGGCAGGGGGGAGCGAGCGCCAGCAACGCGCCGUCCGUGAAUCAAGGAAGGACGCAAGCUAGAGUCUACGCAAUGACCGAGGCCGAUGCUCGGGCCAAUCCCGACUCCGUUGCAGGAGCUUGAUUUAGAGUAUCUUUGAGCUUCGCCGGAGUUUCGCCGGAGUUGGUCAAAGUUGGCCGGAGUUGGUCAAAGUUCGCCAAAGUUCAACCGGGAAGUGUAGAACGCGCUUAAGCUCACUUAAGUUUCAGGUAGAGAGUAGAGCUCGUUGAAACCGCCCGUUGCUUCGGAGAAGUCAAAAGAAGAAGAAGAAGUGGUUCGUGCUUCUUCUGUUUCUGUUUGAAAAUAAAUUAAAUAAUGCUCAUGGAUAUUAUUUCAAAUAUAUAUAUUUGGGGGCUUGUAUGCCCGUGGUUGCCACGUGUGGCUUGAGUGUUUGUAAUGAUGUUUCCGCUGCUUUAUUAAACAUUUUACGUUAUGAUU